Molecule: messenger RNA, 804 nt
Organism: Ananas comosus (pineapple)
Lineage: Eukaryota; Viridiplantae; Streptophyta; Magnoliopsida; Poales; Bromeliaceae
Exons: 2
Coding region: 445-804 (119 amino acids)
Biological process (GO): box C/D snoRNP assembly; chromatin remodeling; regulation of transcription by RNA polymerase II
Cellular component (GO): Swr1 complex; R2TP complex; Ino80 complex
Molecular function (GO): ATP binding; DNA helicase activity
Source: RefSeq, a predicted model, not a curated record
GCCAGUGAACUCUAAUCGUCGCCCUGUGCUUUAUUUAUAAAAUUAGGAGUAUUGUAUACUUUCGAAAGUCAGAGUACAUAUAAAACAAUUAUAUAUAUUAGAAUUAUAUUCGAAAUUAAGCUUAAAUUCGCCAUUCGAUCUGGUGCCUAAAUUGCAAAUUCCUCAAUUUACUUCAAGUUUAAUAUCCACUCAAUUUUAGAGUUAAUCUCUCUACCUUUUAUUUUUGUUCCCUUUUAUUUAUUGAAUGUUCAUAAUUUUUAUGGAAAUAAAUAUACAAUACAAAAUUUUUAUUUAAACAUUAUUUCAUCAUAAAAUUAACAUAUUCUUGAGAAAUUACCAAAUGCCAAAUCGGACCUUCCAUUUCCGAUCGAACGGUCACCGAGAGACAUCAUUCAACCCAAAUCACCUAUUGCCCACGAAACAGCUUACUACACAUUCGACCCAAUGGGAAAACGCCACGUGCUCCAUUCAGCAACAACGCUAGAAAAUUCUAAACGCGUCCCCAAAAGCGGGCUCGGUUCCCCUUCGAAGCCUCAACCCGAAACCCGCGCCGCGCCCUUCUCCCUACUCCUCGCUGCUCCUCCUCCUCCUCCUCCUUGCUCCCACCGCGGCGGCGACGCCAUGAGGAUCGAGGAGGUCCAAUCCACCUCCAAGAAGCAGCGCAUCGCCACCCACACCCACAUCAAAGGCCUCGGCCUCGACGUGAAUGGGAACGCGAUACCCAUGGCGGCGGGGUUCGUGGGGCAGGUGGCGGCGCGGGAGGCGGCGGGGCUCGUCGGCGACAUGAUUGGCGAAGUAAGAUAG